Molecule: messenger RNA, 2974 nt
Organism: Capsella rubella
Lineage: Eukaryota; Viridiplantae; Streptophyta; Magnoliopsida; Brassicales; Brassicaceae
Product: probable receptor-like protein kinase At2g23200
Exons: 1
Coding region: 372-2864 (830 amino acids)
Biological process (GO): protein autophosphorylation
Cellular component (GO): plasma membrane; plasmodesma
Molecular function (GO): transmembrane receptor protein tyrosine kinase activity; ATP binding
Source: RefSeq, a predicted model, not a curated record
UACAAAGCAAUCUGAACAAAAAAGAUUAUCCUGUCCAAAAAAAAAAAAAAUCAAACAGACAAACAUAUAAUACAAAUGUUUAAAUUUUAAUAUCUCAAAUGUUUUUUUUCUGCGACUAGGUCAGUUUCAGAGAACCAUAGGUAAAAAAGUUUAGAGAAUGAUUGUUUCAUGGGACAAAAGAAGAAGACUUGAAAAGUCAACUAUGGUCUUCUUCUUCUCUCUUUUAUGUCACACCAAUGAUUUCAAUUCUCUAUCUCUCCUUCAAUCUCAUCUUCUUCAUCAACCCUCUUCACAUAGACCACACAUGUUUCUUCAUCCAUUGACCUCAAAUACUUGACUUUUCUUUCUCGCUCUUUCUCUCCAUCGGAGCUAUGGAGAAUCUCUGUUUUGGAGAGACUGUUUCUCUCUUUGUAACUGUUAUGGUUAUUGUUCUUCUUCCUCGUCUCACUCUCUCUCAAACUGCAGCGUAUACUCGACCCGCGAAGUUUUAUGUUAACUGUGGGUCGGAUUCUAAUGCUGAUCAUGGUAAAGUAACCUUCGUUGGAGAUAUGAACUCUAGUAAUAAUUCUGUUACCUUGAGCGGUAAAGGAAGUGAAGUCAUCAACGAUCAAUCAUCUGGUGAGCCCGUAAUCUACCGGACGGUUAGGAUAUUCAGACGCCCUUCUACUUACAAGUUCCAACUCGAUUCUGUUGGUCUACAUGUUGUGCGUCUCCAUUUCUCUGCUGUGUUUUCUAGGGAAGAUCUUUUAAAUGCUCGUUUCAGUGUCUCUGUUACUUCUGGUUCUAAUCAUCACUUGAAAAGUUUCUCACUUCAGAAUUUUACUGAGACCCCACGAGUUGAAGAGUUUCUCCUGAUGAUCAACUCGCCAGAAUUGGAAAUCCAAUUUGUGCCGGAUAGUUCCUCUUUAGCUCUCGUCAACGCCAUUGAAGUUUUCGCUAUUCCUGAUGAUCUUGAAAUUACAAACGAUCUCGACAAGAAUCUGCAUAUACUUUACAGAUUAAACGUAGGCGGCAUGAAAAUCACACCGGCAAAUGAUACCUUGGGAAGGACUUGGUUGCCUGACUAUGACUUUCUCUUCAAAAAAGAUUCUGCGAGGAACAUUUCAUCAAUACAAAAGCCUAAUUAUGUGUCAGGGUCUCGGUCAGCGACUGAAUUUACUGCUCCUGAUUUCGUCUACCAGACAGCUCAGGCACUAGACCAUAGCUCGAGUCGGGGAGCGGAGGGGAUGUUAAUGAACGUUACGUGGUCAUUUAAGGUCAAAAGUGAUCAUAGACACUUCAUCAGGAUUCACUUCUGUGAUAUUGUGAAGGAUUCACAAAACUCUGAUUUCUAUCUCUAUGUAAACGGGUAUCCGCGAGUAGAUAUAAAGCCUUCAGAGUAUGGUGGGCCAGUGACUCCAUUUUAUAAAGAUGUCGUGACUGUCUCUGAUGGUUUUGGACACUUGAAUAUAAGUAUAGGUAAUAAGGAAUCCAACAAGGAUAUUGUUUUUCUGAAUGGUCUGGAGGUAAUGGAGUUUUUGAGUAAAUCUGAUUCUGAUCCUUCAGAUGGAAACCGUUCUCACAUUUACAUCAUCGCUGGUUGUGUUGCUGCCGCUAUAUUGGCUCUGGUCUUUACUUUGUUGUUUAUAGUAUUCUUGAAGCGAAGGAGACCGAAGAAGACAAAACCAGACGUUGAGGCCACUGUGUGGUCUCCAUUACCAUUAAACAGAGGUGGAAGCUCAGACAACAGACCAAUCUCUCCAUACAACAACUCACCAUUACGCAACUUACACUUAGGCUUGACGAUUCCCUUCAAAGACAUUCUAAGAGCUACAAACAACUUCGACGAGCAGUUAAUGAUCGGGAAAGGCGGGUUUGGAGAUGUCUACAAAGCUAUUCUUCCCGACGGAACCAAAGCCGCAAUCAAAAGAGGCAAGACCGGUUCAGGGCAAGGAAUCCUAGAGUUCCAAACAGAGAUUCAAGUCCUCUCAAGAAUCCGCCACAAACAUCUCGUAGCUCUAACGGGAUACUGCGAAGAGAACGGCGAAAUGAUCCUCGUCUACGAGUUUAUGGAGAAAGGUACGCUUAAAGAGCAUCUAUACGACUCUGACUUGCCUCCAUUGACAUGGAAACAAAGACUAGAAAUCUGCAUUGGAGCAGCUAGAGGAUUGCAUUACCUACACAGCAGUGGAACAGAAGGAGCAAUCAUACACAGAGACGUCAAAUCCACAAACAUACUACUAGACGAGAACACAACAGCUAAAGUCGCCGACUUUGGACUCUCCAAACUCACAAUUCGUAAUCAAGAUCAAACCCAUAUGAGCACAAACAUCAAAGGAACAUUUGGUUACCUCGAUCCAGAGUACCUCUCAACACACAACUUAACCGAGAAAUCAGAUGUUUACGCCUUCGGUGUCGUCCUCCUCGAGGUCCUAUGCGCGAGACCAGCUCUGAAUCCUUACCUCCCACACGAAGAAGUGAAUCUCGCGGAGUGGGCGUUGUACUGCAAAUCAAACGGAGUAAUCGAUGAGAUCGUGGAUCCGAAUCUGAUAGGUCAAAUCGAGAUGAACUCUCUGCUGAAAUUCAUGGAAAUAGCGGAGAAAUGUUUGAGAGAGUAUGGAGAUCAGAGACCGAGUAUGGCGGAUGUGAUUUGGGAUCUGGAGUAUGUUCUUCAGCUUCAGACGAUGACGAUUCGUAGAGAGGCUCAUGAUGAAGAAGAUAGUACGGCGAUUGAUUCAGGUGUGAUCCCGAGGUUGAUGGUGAGUGAUUCGUUUAGUAUGAACUCGUUUGUGGUGAAGGAUGAUGAAUCGAGUCACAGAUUUGGGAAUACGGAUUCGUCGGAGACUCGAGUUUUCUCACAGUUGAAGAUCUCUGAAGCGAGAUGAUGUAAUCAUUUUUUAUAUCGUGUGUGAAAAAUUUAAAUUUGUUAGAAAUGUGAUGUCAUUUUUAUAUCGUUUAAUUAACUAUUUUACUUUUAGCAAUUUUCAGUUAAACA